Messenger RNA from Diaporthe batatas, 1710 nucleotides. RefSeq lists its product as uncharacterized. The record is from RefSeq and is a predicted model, not a curated record. Bases 178 to 1710 code for a protein of 510 amino acids. Gene Ontology annotation, molecular function: protein kinase activity; ATP binding. Gene Ontology annotation, biological process: protein phosphorylation; regulation of mRNA processing; spliceosomal complex assembly. NCBI's taxonomy places the organism in Eukaryota, Fungi, Ascomycota, Sordariomycetes, Diaporthales, Diaporthaceae. The transcript has 8 exons.
GUCCAAUCACGCGCCUCGAGUCGCCGCAAGCUUCCAAAACCCAACUUGAAGCCUCAACAAAUUGAAGCUUGAAAUGAGCAUCUUUCCAAGGCCCUUGAUGCUUGACCCAGUACCGUCUCCAUCAAGCUGCACUUUCAACAUCACAUUGCUUGUCUAGAACGGAGUUCUGGAUAUUUUAUGGCCGAAAGUAGUAAGGCGUCGCCUACCGCCGCCGUUGGCGUUCCGACCAUGGACGGUGUCGAUGAUGCCAACCCCCCUACAAGGGCUAGCCCAAAGUUGGGCGAAGAGCAACAGUUGUUUUAUUUGAAUGGUGAUGGCUUGAGCUAUGAAGACUUUGCUAUGUACCGGAAAAAUGGCUAUCACCCCAUUAUCCUCGGCGACGUCUUGCCGAAGCCGGGUACCUGCGAAAACGAUCAGUCCAAAGCUCCUAGGUACCGAGUGAUUCAGAAACUCGGUUUCGGUGCAUUUGCAACUGUGUGGCUUGCACGCGACCUUCUAGAAUGCCGAUAUGUUGCUCUCAAAGUCUGCUGCGGUAUCGACAAGCCCUCCUUCAGCAGGGAGACGAAUAUCUUAUACGGAAUCCAACAAUCUGGCCGAGCACACCCUGGAUUUGAUAACAUCUUGACUUUUUAUGAGGCUUUUAUCAUAUCAGGCCCAAAUGGGUUUCACGAGUGUCUUGUUACCGAAGUUGUGGCUCCAUUGGAAGGAUUAGGAAUUAAGCAGGGAUGGCCGAAAAAGGACAUCUUGAGGCAGAUUGCAUCUGCAGUUCUCCUAUUACACUCCCAAGGAAUCGCACACGGUGCACCGGCCUUGGACGCAGACCUGCACGGGGACAACUUUGGCGUCGCCGCACCAGGACUUCAGGAGAUUUCUGAAGAGGAUAUCCAGGAUUUCUUCCUAGGCGACCAAGAGGUGCUUCCGGUGAUACCCCGGGACCCAAUAUUUCCUAGAAAUACGGUACCAGCCUACGUCACUCCAUCAGCACAACUCGGAGCCUUCCUCGCAGAACAGGGCCAAUACCCGAAACCUAUCUCGGCCACCAUCAAGUUGCUCGACUUUGGAAGAGCAUUUUCCGUUGACCGGUCUCCUCGCCACUUACCUGGCGGGGCCCCUUUCCAAAUUCGUCCCCCUGAGGUAAUACUUUACGACAUUACUAACGGCAACGCGGGGACCGUUUGGAGUAAGGAAGCGGAUAUAUGGGCGUUGGGGUGCACGAUUUAUCCCGGAAUCCUAGUCGACCAACACGGCUUUCGAGACUUUUACCAGCGUCUCGGAAAUGCCCUCCGCGUUGGUGGCUCACCGCCUAAGGAAUGGCUCGAGUGCCUAGACUUUGAGAAACUUUCUAGUUCCAUAAGUCGUGAUUUACGUGGGAGCGCACCAAUCUUGUCUAAAGACCAGCUUAUUUUAGAACUAUCAGAAGCUGCUGUGACGAGCUGGAGAGACAAGCAAUAUCGUUGGGAUGCUCAGUCAAAAGGAAUUAUCGAUCUGAUUCAGCGAAUGGUUGUGACUGAGCCUAGUGCUCGACUGGAUAUAGCAGGAGUACUAACACACCCUUGGCUGUGUCGGGACGCCAUGCGAGCCUGUGUGUUUGCUGACUCUUGCAUAUUCUAUCUUCCAGGGGGCUCAGGUGGCACAGUGAUCGUCGACAGCGGCAUCAAGAUCAUAGAGGAGAUGUGGAGAGAGGAAGCUGCGAAAUAUGACGGAGACUAG